GUGUAUUUUUUUGGUUUUGCUCAUGUUAUAAACUGCUGACUUGCAGCUUUGCAAUGUUGGCCUGCUGCUUCAUGAUUUUAACAUUCCUGGAUGUGUCGACCUAUCCCGGGAUAGCGGAACAGCCCAAGGUCCUGAUGGUGGCGGGCACCAUCGUGGUGAUCGGUCACCCACAAGCAGAGAUGACUGUCAAGUGCAGCGAUAAUGGCAAUGCAACCGGUGUGGUGGUGUACUGGCACACCCCCUUUGGACCUCUUUUCACACCUGGCCUCCACACCAAACAAGACCCGGUCCACAUGAGCCAGGAUGGCAGCCUGGUGGUCCACGAUCUGAGUGACCUCCACCAGGGUUUGUACUAUUGCCUGCUGCAGCAUGAUGACGGGGGGUCGGAGCUGUUCCCCUACCAGCUACACAUGCACACGCAAGAUGGUGGACGUGGCUCAAGGUUUAGGAGGGGGCUGGAGAAACAGGAUGCGGUUUCUGACGAGCUCUUUACGGGAGCCGUGACGAUGGCUGUGCUGCUCACCUUCAUAUUCGGGUUCAGUGCAGGAGCUCUGAGCAGGACAAACAUUCUCAGAUGUAUGAAGGCCGUCACUAAGCGUCUACCAUCAGCACGGCAGCAUACACCUGACAUCACCAUGACACCACUCACCAGCUGGCCUUCAUCGCCCUCCUCACCAUCGUCACUGUUAUCGCUGUCAUCUCCACCUGCCAAACCUCAGAGAAGUUUCCGGGACAAACAGGGCCAGGACGGGAAGGAGGUGGGCAAUCUCCGCACCACCUACCUGGAGGCCUGCAACCACGUGGAUGACAGGGAAGGAAGAAGAGCAUCUGGUGGAGGAAUUGUGGAUGAGAAGAGGAGGAGAUGCAAAAAGGAACAGGAGGAGAAUGUGCAGGAAGAUGGAUCUUAUAAUGGGAUGAUGGAAAAAGGUGAGAGAGGAGAAGGGGAUGAUGAAAAUGGAGGAGGGAAGAAAAAUGAAGAUGACAGAAAAAACAGAAAUGAUGAAGAUGUAACCAGUCAGUCUUCACAGUCAGAGAAUGCUGAUCAAAAUCGGGAAGAAGAAUCAUCUUCUCCACAUCGUCCAAGUCGGGUCAUCCGUGUCUAUCAGUACGACCAAGAUGGCCUCCGUUACGGCCACCUCUCUGACCCUGACCCAAACCCUUUACCCAAACUUAAGCAGCGCUCAGUCUCCCUAACCCACCUCAACGCCAUCAUGGCCGCCGCUUCAUCGGGACCCAUGGACGCCACCCCGCAAAAGAUGCUCUUUGAUGGACAGUUUUGAAUCGGGUCAUCGUGGCCAGGUGACAGACAGCAGGAGCUUCCACUGAUCCAAUUUAGAGCCACUUAUUUUUACUUGUGUUCCCCUUUUGGUCCACUUAUGACCCUUUUGUCAUCCACUUUUGAUUCACCCUUUCAUCCAUUUGUAGUCCUUAUGUGAUUCACUUGUGAUCCACUUAUAUUCCACUUUAGGUCCACUUAUCAUCAAUAAGCAGUCUGCUUCACUUACAAUCUAUGUGUAAAUCACCUUU
Hippocampus zosterae (dwarf seahorse) is the source of this 1527-nucleotide messenger RNA. RefSeq lists its product as uncharacterized. The record is from RefSeq and is a predicted model, not a curated record. The coding region runs from base 54 to 1280 and encodes 408 amino acids. The transcript is spliced from 3 exons. NCBI's taxonomy places the organism in Eukaryota, Metazoa, Chordata, Actinopteri, Syngnathiformes, Syngnathidae.